ACGAUAGGCGGUACUUGAACACCACUGUUACAUUGGCCACGCGGACGGACAGUUUAUGAAACCAGUGACUUCAGUGUCUUAACAAAAAGCCAAGGAGGUUGAGACAGCUCGAGGUUGGCAAGACCUGAACUCACACUUGAGGCAGCAGGAAAGCUUCGAAAUGUUCCAAUUACUCCCUUGGACCUUCGCUGUUGAUACUAUACAUUUCUGGGUGCACUAUGGCCUGGUGUGCCUCGGAUUUCUGCUAGGGGUCAUCACUAUCCUUGUACAACUCACCAAACCAGCACCUUAUGGAAAAUUUGACCAGAGCAACAAUGAAUCUUGGGGAGUCACAAUUAACCAGAGACUGGGUCAUAUACUGUCUGAUGCCACACCAGGAGUGCUGCUUUUCUUGCUGGUUUUCUUCCUGUAUGGCACUGAGAGACAUUACAUUAACUAUGUUUUCUUGGGCCUGUGGCAGGCACAUUACAUUCACAGAGGAAUCAUCCAUCCUCUUGUCAUGAGAUACAGCAAGGCGCAAGUCCCACUGGGGAUCACUCUCGGUGGUCUGUUUCCCAACUGCCUUUUUAGCUUCUUGUGCGCUGACUGGAUGUCUUCAUCCAAAUAUCCUGACAAUUACUACUAUGACCCAAGGUUCAUCAUAGGUCUCCUACUAUUUGUGUUGGGGUACAUCAUUAACAAGUGGGCAGACUUUAAGCUCAGGAGCCUGCGAAGACAGAAAGGUACAGAUGGAGAGGGUAGCAAUGGAUACUACAUUCCUUCAGGAGGACUCUUUGAGCUAGUGGCAUGUCCAAAUUAUUUUGGGGAAUUAGUGGAGUGGUUAGGCUGGGCUGUGGGAACAUGGUCUUUGUCAGGACUGGCAUGGAUGCUUUUUGGAUGUGCUACAUUCAUACCAAGAGCUGCACAUACAAGGAAAUGGUACUGUGAACAGUUUAUGGAGUACCCCAGAGCACGGAAGGCUUUAAUUCCCUUUGUGUAUUGACAAGUAGAUCUUAUUAGGCUUUCUCAUACAAUAUACAAUCUCUUGUAAGUUGUACUGGCUUGGGAAAUUCAACUAGCCUUAGCUAGCAUAUUGUCUUAAUAAAGAGGUUUUGAAUAUUUUGUGAUGUUACUUAGUAGUACUUAAAUUUAUUUUCCUUGCUGAGAGAGCCUAGUUUUACAUGAUUUUAGAAAAGCUACUGUUAUGAGACAUCAAGUAAAACUUACUCCAAAAGACAUUCACAGUAAUGAGAAGAUUUGACAACAUGAUUGUUAAUAAGAUAUGCUAUUGUGCUUUAUCAACACUAAUACAUGGAUGUAAAAUGACAUGUAAAAUUAAAAUUAAUUGUACAUGAUUACACAAUUACAUGGACUGCACCCUUACUUCAAGUGCCUCAAAAUAUAUUAAACAUACAUAAUCGGAGAAAAAUAGCUGAAGUAUUAGUGAAAAGUAGUAUACAUAACAUACAAUACUUACAGUCCUUUCUACAUUUUGGUGAGACAUAUUAUUGCACUGACCUCAACUUUUGACAGGAGUACAAAGUUUGUGUGUGCCCUGUUUGACAAGUUAACACUUGCACAAACUCCUUUUGUCUAGUAGUGUUGUCCGUAUCAAGGUUUAUGUUCUAUGAAAUGCAAAGUGAUGCCAUUUCUCUACUUUCACCAGGAAAAUGACGUCUGAACAUACAAAACAACCGAUAAAGCUGUUAAGCA
Messenger RNA from Branchiostoma floridae (Florida lancelet), 1692 nucleotides. Its product is annotated as steroid 5-alpha-reductase DET2-like. Gene Ontology annotation, biological process: lipid metabolic process. Gene Ontology annotation, molecular function: oxidoreductase activity, acting on the CH-CH group of donors. Lineage: Eukaryota; Metazoa; Chordata; Leptocardii; Amphioxiformes; Branchiostomatidae. The transcript has 10 exons. The record is from RefSeq and is a predicted model, not a curated record. Bases 161 to 982 code for a protein of 273 amino acids.